This is a messenger RNA of Mycotypha africana, 1380 nucleotides long. RefSeq lists its product as uncharacterized. The transcript is spliced from 3 exons. The record is from RefSeq and is a predicted model, not a curated record. The annotation marks the transcript as partial. Lineage: Eukaryota; Fungi; Mucoromycota; Mucoromycetes; Mucorales; Mycotyphaceae.
AAAAAAAAAAAAAACCUGGGGCAAAUACUAGGGGUACAAAAUUAGGCCCUUCUUUUUUCUGUAACUUUUGCGGGAUGAAAACUGAAUCUGAAAAUGUCCAAAGUCAAAGGAGGCACUGUAAGGCUUUCAUUUUCAUGCGCUAAUGUUAUCCAAAAAAUAUUUUUCAAAAAGUUAGACCCAAUGGAAAUACCAAAACAUAGACCAACAUAUGAAUCUUCGGCAGCAGUAGCAGCAAAGAAAAGUAAAGCAUACGAAGGUAAACAGAGCCACCCUCUUCAUGGCAACGAACAGUAAAAGCACUCGAAUCAAAGAGUCUCAUUGUUCUUUUUACUACCAAGGAAAGCCCGUCGAUCAAGUCAGCAACAAGCAGUACCAGGCUAUUUGAGAUCAACGGCUUCUGCUGCUCAUAAAUACAGUUCAAAACGAAUGUCUACAGAUCCGUCAUCUUUAUCGUCGACGCGGGAUGGGAAGCGUCAAAAACUACACGAUGGCCUUUCCCAACAACUCGCCAGCAACAAAAAGUUAUCCAGUUACCAUACACAUAGUAACUACGAUAGCAGGCUAUCUAUGUCUCAAGAUCCGCAACAGGACGAUACCGAUGCCGAUAAACAGCUUUACUUGGCCGCCAAAUAUUUACAGUACAAAUACCUUUAUAUCAAAACAGGCAGGCAUGUGGACCAACUCAAAGAAACGACCCAGCACGAGCUGGACAACAUGAGAAAGGCUGUAGAAUUCAAACAAGAACAGGAUCUCAAUCGUUUGGAGGAUAAGAACCAGCUGAUGAAACAUAUCAAUCAUUUGAACAGAGUGAUUGAUACGAUUGAAUAUAAAAUGGAUAUGGAUGAGCAAUUACAGCAAGCACCAGGCGAUGAUCAGAACUAUCUCGUGGAAGAAAAGAGAGAGCUACAGACUAUUUUGGAUGAGAUGAGAGACCUUAGUAUACCCCUUAAAUCAACGCAUGAAGACAUCAAGCUUAUCAUGGAAGUCAGACAAAGCAUCCAAGAUUUCAUUGAGCAAACACAUGAGUAACCUAUCUCUACUUUAAUAUACCACUUGCUAACUAAUUUUCGUUGAAUAAAUGAAAUCGCACGCUGUUCGCUUGAAACUAGCAUCAUUUCCAUUGUUUCUACGAAAAAUUGACGUAUCAUUUAUAAGUAUCCAUCGUUGCUCUGUGCAACAAUAUCAGCCACAGUAAAAUUACAACAGGAUUUAAAAGAGAUUCAGCACGCUAAAUGUUCCAAGCAACGGUCGACAAUAAUAUAUCACAUGCAGUUCAACAAUUGCGGCUUGUACGUCACACGUAUCGUUUGUGAGAGAGCGCUGUAUUUGUUUUGUUCUUCGUCUUUAAACUUCUUGAGGGAUUUCCUUUCACUUUUCCCC